GUUAUGUCGUUGCUUGCAUCGUGAAUUCUUUAGCAGCACACACAGCACGGGCAGCACAUGAAAGCAGCGCAACAACCUGCCAAGCAUGGGCAGCAACAGCUUUCGUCUUCGCGUCGGUGUCUCUGCACAUAAACCACCUGAGGUUGUGGCUGGUACUGCGGUUGAGUCGUAUAGUAUGCUGCUUGCUGGUGGUGGUGCUGGCCAUGGUGGCCGUGAUUGUGCGUGCUUCCAUAGUAGGAGGGCUGCGGCAUUUGGAUCUUGCCCUGCGAAUGGUGGUGGUGGUGAUCGUGGUGGCCCAUGUUCAAGGAAGACGACUAGGAGCGUAGCGCGAAGUUGGGAAGAAUUCCGAAGGUAGAAGUUCAGAGCAAGAUCGCGAGAGAUAUAGGGGAACAGUCAGCAGGCCGCAGCGCAGCACAAGAGAUGAGCGCUUCCGGGCUGUUCGGGUGCGUUCCUUUUGUAAGUACUUGGCAGCACACAGCCCUCCAUGCUGCGCCUGUAGUCGCG
Molecule: messenger RNA, 504 nt
Organism: Punctularia strigosozonata HHB-11173 SS5
Lineage: Eukaryota; Fungi; Basidiomycota; Agaricomycetes; Corticiales; Punctulariaceae
Exons: 3
Coding region: 86-355 (89 amino acids)
Source: RefSeq, a predicted model, not a curated record